This is a messenger RNA of Corylus avellana, 1556 nucleotides long. RefSeq names its product FAD/NAD(P)-binding oxidoreductase family protein (gene CTF2A). Lineage: Eukaryota; Viridiplantae; Streptophyta; Magnoliopsida; Fagales; Betulaceae. The record is from RefSeq and is a predicted model, not a curated record. Gene Ontology annotation, molecular function: FAD binding.
UUCCUUUGCUGAUAAUUGAUAAACCUCUCAUCAUUCUCUCUUGUCAUCCCUGAACAUCAAUGGCUGCGAUCUCUUCCAAUCUUCUGUACCUGAACACUCAUCGGUCACCGCCUUUCUCACAGAACCAAUCUUGGUUUCAAUCUUCAACCCGAAUUAAACCCAUCACUGUAGCAAACAUCAAAGCUCAGGCUUCUUCACGAAAGGAGGAUAUUGUCAUCGUCGGCGCGGGGAUAGCCGGCCUUUCAACUGCACUUGCCCUUCACCGGCUCGGAAUUGGAUCAAAGGUGCUUGAGCAAGCAGUCUCUCUUCGGACUGGUGGAACUUCACUCACCCUUUUCAAGAAUGGGUGGCGGGUGUUGGAUACAAUAGGAGUAGGAAACGAUCUCAGAAGACAGUUUCUUGAAAUCCAAGGGAUGGUUAUAAAGUCAGAAGAUGGGAGGGAGCUGCGCUCCUUCAGAUUCAAAGAUGAAGAUGAAAGCCAAGAGGUCCGUGCUGUGGAAAGGAGGAUACUUUUGGAGACUCUUCUGAAUCAACUGCCACCAGAUACGGUUCAUUUUUCUUCGAAGCUGGCCAACAUUGAGCGUAGUGAAAAUGGUGAAUUUUUGUUGGAACUUGCGGACGGGGCUCGAUUAUAUGCAAAGAUUGUAAUUGGCUGCGACGGGAUCCGCUCUCCGAUAGCAAAGUGGAUGGGGUUCUCUGAAUCGAGGUACUCUGGCCAUUGUGCUUUCCGUGGGCUUGCAAGUUAUCUUGAAGGGCAGCCGUUUGAACCAAAAGUGAAUUACAUAUAUGGUAGAGGCUUGCGUGCUGGAUAUGUUCCUGUUUCUCCCACAAAAGUAUACUGGUUCAUCUGCUUCAACUGCUCAUCCCCAGGUCCAAAAAUUACCGACGCAAUUGUGUUGAAGAAGCAAGCUAAGGAGCUAGUCAGUAACUGGCCUUCGGACUUGUUGAACAUCAUAGAUCGUAGCCCUGAUGAAACAAUCAGUAGAACACCGCUUGUCGACCGUUGGUUGUGGCCGGCCAUCACCCCUGCGGCUUCGAAUGGCGGAGUUGUUGUAGUCGGAGACGCAUGGCACCCAAUGACUCCCAAUCUUGGGCAGGGUGCUUGCUGUGCAUUAGAGGAUGCAGUAGUUCUGGCAAGAAAGCUUGCCAAUGCAAUCAAUUCUGAGCCAGCCUCUAUAGAAACUGCUCUUAGUUCGUAUGAAGCCGAAAGAUGGCCCCGUGUGUUUGCACUAACCAUACGAGCAAAUGUUGUGGGAUCGGCUCUGCAGUGGGAAAACCAGCUUGUGUGUUCUGUUAGGAACAAUGUUGUCAUCCCUAAGCUGGUUAGGCUUGGACCCUUGUUGGAGCAUACUAAUUUUGAAUGUGAGCCCCUAUAGAAGCCAGAAUGCCUCAAAUUACAUACCUUCUUUUCAUUUAAAAUUUUAAACCCUGAAAACUAUUGCUGCAAUGUAAUUUUUGUAAGGAGGCUUUAUGCUGUUGGAAGGUUAUGUUGUAUAUUGCACCAUAUGUACCUUGUCCCACAUUGGUUAUUGGUACGUAUAUCAUUAGACUGACUA